Molecule: messenger RNA, 1124 nt
Organism: Antechinus flavipes (yellow-footed antechinus)
Lineage: Eukaryota; Metazoa; Chordata; Mammalia; Dasyuromorphia; Dasyuridae
Product: ubiquitin-conjugating enzyme E2 G1
Exons: 1
Coding region: 124-636 (170 amino acids)
Biological process (GO): proteasome-mediated ubiquitin-dependent protein catabolic process; protein polyubiquitination
Molecular function (GO): ubiquitin conjugating enzyme activity
Source: RefSeq, a predicted model, not a curated record
CCGCCUCCCCUGACCUUCCUUCGGUCCAGGGCCUCAGUGCUCGGUGUCCCCGCUGGCUAGUCAGCGGGCCCCAGCCCCUGUCUUCCCGACACUCCGCCCUACUGCCCGCAGGCAGGCAGGAGGAUGACGGAGCUGCAGUCAGCGCUGCUCCUGAGAAGACAGCUGACAGAGCUCAACAAAAACCCUGUAGAAGGCUUCUCGGCGGGAUUAAUAGACGGCAAUGAUCUCUACCGAUGGGAGGUGCUCAUCAUUGGUCCUCCAGACACCCUUUACGAAGGUGGCGUUUUCAAAGCUCAUCUCACUUUCCCCAAAGAUUAUCCACUGCGACCUCCAGAAAUGAAAUUCAUCACCGAAAUCUGGCACCCAAAUGUUGACAAAAACGGGGACGUGUGCAUUUCCAUUCUUCACGAACCGGGAGAGGACAAAUAUGGCUAUGAAAAACCCGAAGAACGCUGGCUGCCCAUUCACACCGUGGAAACCAUCAUGAUCAGUGUCAUUUCUAUGUUGGCAGAUCCUAACGGAGACUCGCCAGCCAAUGUAGACGCUGCCAAAGAAUGGAGGGAAGACCGAAAUGGAGAAUUCAAAAGGAAAGUUGCCCGCUGCGUAAGAAGAAGCCAGGAAACUGCUUUUGAGUGACGUUUGCUUAGCCACCAGUAGCUUCGCUGUUUAGGGUCUCCAGCUGAGAAAUACUAUUCUCAUCUAUUGCUGGACUAUUGUAGCAACAUGCCAUACACUGGCAGAGACUUGGCUGCUGUGAAACGUGCCAGUUAUCGAUGCUUACAAGAGACUAACAAAUACCAACUUAAGGACGAUUACAUAUUCUAAUUAAUUCUAAUGAACUGCUUUAACCUUCAUGAAGAAUUGUUUUAAAAAAAAAAAUGUACAUUGAUACUGUUCAUGUACAUCCUGAAUACAUAAUGUACCAAAUGGUGCUUCUUGUAGUUAGGAUAAAACUGUACAUUCUAAAGAUUUUAGCAGGUUUUCUUUCCCUCUCCCUAUUGUUUCUAUAUCAGUUUAAAGAGACUCUUAAAGCAUGUCAGAUAUAAACCAAUUAGGAUUAAAGUUGUCCAUUUAAUUUUCCUUUAAACCAUUGACGCUUCAUUAAAAUCUUUCAUUUACUAGAA